AUGGAACCUGUAAAAUUGACACCUGCCUGGGAAGACAAUAAUUUAUCAGAUGAUGAAUUAAAUUUCAAGAAUUUAUCAAUGGAACAAGCUAAUUUAGAAAUGAAUCCACCAGAGGAUAAAUUCUAUUUAGUUUAUUUUACUUUGUUACUACACGGCAUUGGAACUUUAUUGCCCUGGAAUAUGUUCAUUACUGCCAGAGCAGUGAUAUUUUGUAGAUACAAACUAUCAGAGCAAUAUACUGGAGUUAGUUCAGAUUAUGGUACAUAUUUUUUGUCUUAUGUGGGUUUCGCAGCUCAAAUCCCUAAUCUAACUUUUAGUUGGCUCAAUAUAAUCGUACCACUCGGGGGAAAUUUAACAAUUCGAAUUAUGUGGUCUAUAUUGAUUGAAGUAGUUAUGUUUGUAAUCACAGUCAUUUUGGCUAUGGUCGAUUCAAGCAAGUGGCCUGAUGUUUUUUUUUGGACAACCAUUUUUACUGUUGUUAUAGUAAACAUGGCAAAUGGUAUUUAUCAAAAUACUAUUUACGGUAUUGCAGCACGGCUACCAAUCAAAUAUUCUGGAGCCAUAGUUUUGGGUGCUAAUAUUAGUGGUACUUUUGUUGCUAUUAUCGAUCUUUUGGCUAUUGUUUUAGCACCGAGUACAAAAACAGCUGCCGUUUACUAUUUUAUUACUGCUUUGUUUGUGCUUUUGGCGUGCUUUGAUACAUUUUUUGCAUUACCUUUAAAUAGAUUUUAUAGGUAUCAUGAAUAUUUAAAAAAAAAGUCUGAGCUAAUAAAUAAAAGAAGGAAUCAGGGGAAGACAAAAAUUCCUUAUUGGUACGUUUUUAAAAAGGCAUUUCCUCAACUGUUCAAUGUUUUUUUUGUAUUUUUUGUCACAUUAUCUAUAUUUCCAGCUACUCAUGCAGCUAUUAAAAAGUCUGAUCCAGAUUUUUUUGUACAAGAUAAAUAUUAUGAAAGUGUUAUGUGUUUUUUAACAUUUAAUGUAACUGCCAUGGCUGGAAGUUUACUAAGUGGUUGGGUAAGAUGGCCUCGUCCUAAAUAUUUGGUCAUACCAGUAGCUUUACGUGCUUUAUUCAUACCAUUUUUCUUAUUUUGUAACUUUCAACCUUCGGAAUCCUCGAGGGUAUUGCCCGUUCUCAUUAACAACGAUUGGGCUUUUUGGUUUGCCGGACUUACAAUGGGUUUCACAUCGGGAUAUUUCAGCUCUUUGGGAGUCAUGUACACUUCUGGGACUGUCGAACCGGCUCUUGCACCCACGGCUGGAAUGUUUGUCGGAGCAAUGUUAUUGACUGGAAUAUUUUGCGGUAUACUUUUCUCCAUGGUGUUACCCUGGCUCGCGCAAAAUGUUAGCAUGUAG
Molecule: messenger RNA, 1353 nt
Organism: Pediculus humanus corporis (human body louse)
Lineage: Eukaryota; Metazoa; Arthropoda; Insecta; Psocodea; Pediculidae
Product: equilibrative nucleoside transporter, putative
Exons: 10
Coding region: 1-1353 (450 amino acids)
Biological process (GO): nucleoside transmembrane transport
Cellular component (GO): plasma membrane
Molecular function (GO): nucleoside transmembrane transporter activity
Source: RefSeq, a predicted model, not a curated record